CAGAGACAAGGCCUGGAGAUGCCUGCUCUACCUGGCACCGGUCGUGCCCAAUUCUCCAUGGCCAACUCUAGCCAGAAGGAGCAGGCAUGGAUCCCCAAACUCUUCAAGAAGAAAGUGUGUACGACAUUUAUCGAGCAACCUGGUGAACUGGGAGGUCCCUGCUUGUGCCAGUGUGGGAGCCCUCGCAGCAAACACGUCUCCGUAGCUACGGAAGAUGCCUUUGGAGCAGCCAUCGUCAGCAAAUGGGACUCAGCUCAACACACAACAGAGGGGCCCACUGAUGCCUAUGGCGAGGUGGAGUUUGUGGGCACCGGUCGCAGGCCUAGCAAGUUCAUUCGCCUGUCAGACAUGUCAGAUCCUGCAGCUGCCUACGCCCUGGUAACGCACCAUUGGAAAAUCCCACCCCCCAACCUGGUGGUGUCAGUGGUGGGGGGUGAAGGUGAGGUGCGUGUGAGGGCCUGGCUUAAGGAUGUGCUGAGAAAAGGGCUUGUCAAAGCAGCGCAGAGCACAGGUGCCUGGAUUAUGACUGGUGGGCUCCAGGCUGGCGUAGGCCGACAUGUUGGCGAAGCAGUGAGAGACCACACCACAGCCAGUACCAACCCCAGCACCCAUGUGGUGGCUAUGGGCAUUGCUCCAUGGGGCAUCAUCGAGCAGCGCCAUUGUCUUGUGAACCCCAAGGGUUGGUUCCCAGCACGUUAUCCCCGGACAGUCCCGUUGGGCCCUUUCUGCCCUCUAGAUGCCAACCACUCUGCCUUCUUCUUGGUGGACAAUGGGACGCAGGGCAGGGCAGGUGGUGAGGCCUACUUCCGUGCCCGCCUGGAACACUACAUUGCCCAGCAGAAAGUGGGAGCUGGUGGUGCUGGGAGUAUUGAGAUUCCCGUGUUGGUGCUGCUCAUCAAUGGAGACUCGGCUAUGUUCAAGCGCAUAUCUGAAGCAGUGCAUGCCUCGAUCCCUUGCCUGCUCUUGGCAGGAUCUGGGGGAGCAGCUGAUUGCUUGGCUGAGUUGCUGGAGGAGACACAGCCUGGAGAGUCCCUGAAGUCAUUGGCGCUGAAGAAGUUGCAGGGAAAGUUCCCUGAGAAUGAACUGGAGGACUUGGCAGAGGAGGUGGAACGUAUUGGGGCUCUGAGAGAACUGGUGACUGUCUAUUCGGACCAGGAGGGUCUAGAGGAGUUUGAGACAAUCCUGCUCAAAGCACUGAUGAAAGCCUGUAGGCGAUCAAAUGAGGCCACCACCUACCUGGAUGAGCUGCGUUUGGCAGUGGCCUGGAACCGUGUGGACAUUGCCAGCACCGAGCUGUUCCGUGGGGACAUUCUCUGGGAGCCUAGCCUGCUGGAGGACCCAAUGCGUGAUGCUUUGCUAGGGGACCGUCCUGCCUUAGUGCGCCUCUUUGUGGAGAAUGGCUUGGACAUCGGGCAGUUCCUGACAUGGGGACAGCUAGAGCAUCUGUAUGCAGGGGCCCCUGAAGUCUCGCUGCUGCACCAGCUUCUGGAGCGACACCAAGGGGCAGGAUCGGAGCCCUCCCCACCUCCCGAAUACCUGCUGUUGGAGCAAUCUUUGCCCGAUUGCCACUUGCCCCAGGUGGCUCGCAUCCUGCAGGAGCUGCUAGGGGACGUCUGUGCUCCCUUUUAUGCUGGAUUGCAGCCUUCUGGUCACAAAGGAGCAGGGAGCAAGGGAUCAUUACCCAAUGGAGAUCCCAUGUACCGCUCCGAACUUUCACCAAACCCUUGGACUGACCUGUUUAUAUGGGCUGUGUUGCUGAACCGUAGGGAGAUGGCCAUGUAUUUCUGGGAAAUGGCACCUGAUGCAGUGGCUGGGGCUUUGGUAGCAGCACAGAUGCUACGGGAGCUUUCACAUCUAGAGCAAGAGGCAGCGGAAGAGGCAGCCAUGAAGGAUCUGGCAAUGCGCUUUGAGAACUUGGCCAUUGGUGUGUUUGGUGAAUGUUACCGUAAUAGUGAACCACGGGCCUACAAACUGCUGGUGCGCCGUUCCCAACUGUGGGGAGGAGCCACUGUCCUCCAGCUGGCUCACCAGGCUGAUGCCCGUCUCUUUUUUGCCCAUGAUGGCGUGCAGUCCUUACUCACCCAGAAUUGGUGGGGGGAGAUGGACCGAAGCACACCCGUCUGGCAGCUCCUCCUCACUUUCUUCUGCCCCCCUCUCAUCUUGACCAACCUCAUCACAUUCAGGGCCAUGGAUGAUGACCUCCGGCUGGAUCCCUCAGGCCGGAUUGAGCUGGACAGCCUUGACACGGAUGUGAAAAGCACCAUCAGGGACAUGCUGUCUGACAAUUCGGAUCCUCCCUCCACGUCUUCAGCUCGCAGGUUCUGGCUACGACGGUGGCAUCAGUUUUGGGUGGCUCCCGUGACGGCGUUCCUGGGCAACGUGGUGAUGUACCUUCUCUUCCUUUUCCUCUUCUCCUACGUCUUACUUCUGGAUUUUGACCCUCCGCCUCCCAAAGGCCCUUCCGGCGCAGAGAUUGUUUUGUACAUCUGGGUCUUCACCCUGGUCUGUGAAGAGGUGCGCCAAGGCUGCUUUGUGGGUUCUCAUCCUUUGCCACUGCGGAUACGCCGAUACUUCCAGGACACUUGGAACCAGCUUGACAUCACAGCUCUGCUGCUCUUCAUGUUGGGGCUGGUGUGCAGGCUGUUUCCACAGACAUAUGAAUCUGGACGCACCAUUCUCUGCCUGGAUUUCAUGGUAUUCACCCUUCGUCUUAUCCACAUCUUUGCUGUCAACAAACAGCUGGGGCCCAAGAUGAUUAUUGUCGGCAAGAUGAUGAAGGACGUCUUCUUCUUUCUUUUCUUCCUUGGGGUAUGGUUAGUGGCCUACGGGGUCACCACCGAGGGGCUGCUCCUCCCACAUGACCGACGUCUCCCCUGGAUAUUCCGGCGUGUCUUCUACCGGCCUUACUUGCAAAUCUUUGGACAGAUCCCACUCGAUGAGAUUGAUGCUGCCUUGAUUGCGGCAUCAAACUGUACCUACGACCCAGUGGCCAUCUUGAUGGAAGACGCCAAGCCUUGCACCAACACCUAUGCCAACUGGCUGGUGCUUACUCUCCUUGUGAUCUUCCUGCUAGUAGCCAACAUUCUGCUUCUCAACCUGCUCAUCGCCAUGUUCAGCUACACAUUCUCCAAAGUGCAAGGCAACAGCGACAUCUAUUGGAAAUCCCAGCGCUACAACCUGAUCCUGGAGUAUCACAGCCGCCCAGCCUUGGCCCCACCCUUCAUCCUGAUCAGCCACCUACACCUUUUCUUCAAGCGCCAUGUCCGCAAAGUGAAAUCAUCAAAGGGACGAGACUUCCUGCUGGAGCUCUCUGAGGCCCAAGAUGGACGGCUGCUCACAUGGGAGUCAGUGCAGAAAGAAAAUUACUUAGUUGCUCAGGCCCGGCAGAAGCGAGAUUGUGACACUGAGCGACUCCGGCGAACCUCUCAAAAAGUGGAUCAGGCCUUGAAGCAGCUUUCUGAGAUCAAGGAAUCGGAGCGACGCCUGAGGACCCUCGAGAUGCAGAUGGAGUACUGCACCAAUGCUCUGUCAUGGAUAGCUGAUGUCUUGGCCCAGAGCGACAUAGCAAAAGGGAUGCCGGCUCCUCCCACUCAGAAAAAGGACUGAAAUUCUCCAUGGAACUUCCAAAAAGAACCAGCCCUUUCUGAAGAGAGAAUUGCUCUGAUCACUUGCCACUGACAAAACCCCAGGCAUGUCUAUGACUGGGACCUAGGUGAACUGGGAAGAGCUUGGGCUACCAGAGAGACCUUGCCAUAGGUGAUGGGCAAACUUGGGAUUCCAUGAUGUCCCUCGCAAUCUAGCUGUCAACGUUUUACAGUGGGAUAGAAGAAGACCAAGAACGACCACUAUCAUAACCCACUUGCACUUGAAAACCCUGCUAGCUACACACCAGAAACCUCUCAGAGCUACAGGGACCAACAUUCUUGAAUUCUGAAUUCCAGUUCCUGUUGAACCAUUCUGGACUUCUUAAGCGUGGGAUGAAGAAUGAACUAUCUCUCGGCCUUAAUUUGUAUUUCUACAAUGGGAACAAGAAUGAUCUACCUCAAAGAGCUGAGUGACAGUUAAAAAACCCUAAGCACUUUACAUGGUGGAAAUGCAAUUAAAUGGAUAAUAAUCAUGUUUCAUAUGCAUGUCAGUACAUGAAUCAGCUGCUGACUCCUUUUGUUAGAUUUUGUUUGAUGACAUGCUAAAGGAUGGGUAGAACACUCUCCACAGGAGCAGUUGGGAAGGAGCCACAGCUCAGUUGAAGAGCCUCAGCCUUGUGUGCAAAGUUCCAGGUUCAAUCCCUGGCAUCUUUAGUUAAAAGGAUCAGGUAACAGAUAAAAGGAAAGACCGUUGCCUAAGACCCUGAAAAGCCACUGCAAGUCAGUUAGCAAUACUAGACUUGAUGGACCAAUGGUCUGACGUGUUAUAAGGCAUUUUCCUUGGUUCUUAUGACAAUCAGCCCCGUCUCUUUAGGUGCUCAGCCCACGCUGCCAUGUGACUGCUUGCCAUUUCAUUCCUGGCUGUUUUGCAGCUGGCAUAGCAGCCAUGAGAUCUCUACUGGCAGACUGAUUGACUGACUGUUAAGGGCAACGUGUGGGAUACCAGAUUUAUUUAUUUCAUUAAACAUUCAAGACCAGCGGUGGGCAGAAAGGUGACCUUGACCCCCUAAUAGGAAUGGAUAAAUCUAGUCAAUUUCAGUUCUCUGCAUUUCUCAUUUAUACAAUCUUAAAUUCAGUUCUCCACAUUUCUACAGCAAUUUGUGGGGAAUCCUCACAAAAAUUCAUUAGCAUUUUUAUACAAAUGACUCCUCAUACACAUUUUAUGACUUUUUGACUAACAUACAUGAUUUUGCAAGCAAUCUUCCCUAAUACAAUGCAUUUUUGUAUGUCAUUUUCACUAAUAUAUAUGCAUUAUUAUGGACAUUUCCCCCUAAUAUUUUUGCACCUAUCGUUUAGUUGAAGAAUUCCAUUGCAAUAUAGAAGUGUGAAUUUUGAAGGACAGCUGUCUGUUGGUCUCUGUAUUGGUUCUAGAAGUGCAACUUAGAUCGUUUCUCAUUAAAAUGCAAACAAAAUUGAAUUUCUCCUCCAUCCCUACUCACAGACAGCCCGCCUAGCUAUUCGACAUGCUGGGAUUCUUGCAAAGAAUACUGGACUGGCUGGACCUCGGUUGGAUAAUGCAUGGUGAUUCUGAUGCUUAAGAAAUAAAUGCAUACACAGGAUCAUGUAACCAAAAUUAGUUAGGUUUUGACUGGUAAGAGG
This is a messenger RNA of Rhineura floridana, 5243 nucleotides long. RefSeq names its product transient receptor potential cation channel subfamily M member 4 (gene TRPM4). The transcript has 25 exons. The record is from RefSeq and is a predicted model, not a curated record. Gene Ontology annotation, biological process: calcium ion transmembrane transport. The coding region runs from base 19 to 3606 and encodes 1195 amino acids. Gene Ontology annotation, cellular component: membrane. Lineage: Eukaryota; Metazoa; Chordata; Lepidosauria; Squamata; Rhineuridae. Gene Ontology annotation, molecular function: ligand-gated calcium channel activity; calcium-activated cation channel activity.